Neurospora hispaniola is the source of this 1816-nucleotide messenger RNA. RefSeq names its product PIG-M-domain-containing protein. The record is from RefSeq and is a predicted model, not a curated record. The coding region runs from base 207 to 1658 and encodes 483 amino acids. Gene Ontology annotation, cellular component: glycosylphosphatidylinositol-mannosyltransferase I complex; membrane. Gene Ontology annotation, biological process: GPI anchor biosynthetic process. Gene Ontology annotation, molecular function: alpha-1,4-mannosyltransferase activity; GPI mannosyltransferase activity. Lineage: Eukaryota; Fungi; Ascomycota; Sordariomycetes; Sordariales; Sordariaceae. The transcript has a single exon.
CUGAAAUCUGGCAUCAACACCAAGCCUGCUCCCACAGCGCGCGCUCACACCAAAGAGAUCACAUAUUCACUUCGUCGAAGCCUCGUCUGUUCAACUGGUCACACGAUUAAGUCGCAAAGGAACAGUCCUCAUGGUGCCGUCAAUAACCCCAUGAAAUGAACCCCUAAACAUAGCAGCCACCCAGCCAGAACACCAAACCUUCCAAAAUGGCGACGACAUCACCAGCGGCCCCCAGGCCCAAGUCCAAGUCCUCUUCUCUCCUAAGCACCCUCUUCUCCCGACCACUGCCCCUCUACGUCUCUGCCUUCCUCCUCCGCCUUGUCCUCCUCCUGUACGGCCUCUGGCAAGAUGCCAACUCGCCGCUCAAGUACACCGAUAUCGACUACCUCGUCUUCACCGACGCGGCCCGCUUCGUGUCUCGCGGCGAGUCUCCCUACGCCCGCGAGACGUAUCGCUACACGCCUAUUUUGGCCUGGUUAUUACUGCCCACCACAUGGACGGCAGGCGCGCAAUGGGGCCCCUUGGCGGCCAAGGUGAUCAAUGUGGCGUGGUUCAGCUUUGGAAAGGUCCUGUUUGCGGCGGCGGAUUUGGUGGCGGGGUGGUUGAUUGAACAGGUGUUGGUCAUGGGGAAGGAUUUCCCUUCUUCUGCUGCUCAAGGAAAGGAGAAGGACACCGAGAAGAAAGAGGGAGGAAGGAAGGGCCGCAGCGAGACAGCCACGGGAAUGGACCCCUCCCGCGCUCGCGCCUUCGCGGCCAUCUGGCUCCUCAACCCCAUGGUAGCCACCAUCAGCACGCGCGGCUCGUCCGAGGGUCUUUUGGGAGUUCUCGUCAUGGCUCUUCUCUGGGCCGUCCUCUCGCGGCGCAUCACUCUUGCCGGCCUGCUUCUGGGAUUCAGCGUGCACUUCAAGAUCUAUCCAUUCAUCUACGCGCCCGCCAUCGUGUGGUGGAUGGACCAGGAACGGCUUUCCGGACUUAGAGCAGGAGGAGGCCAGAAGAAGACGUCGUCAUUCAGAAAAAACCUAACAUGCUUUCUCACCCUCCCCCGCCUCCUCUUAGCAUUCACCUCCCUCGCCACCUUUUUCUCUCUCAACUUCCUCAUGUACCGCCUAUACGGCCACCCCUUCCUGCAGGAAACCUAUCUUCAUCACGUCACGCGGAUUGAUCACCGGCACAACUUUAGCCCUUACAACACCCAACUUUACUUGUCUUCCGCGUCCGUAUCACCGUCGCAUUCAGCAGGAGCAGCAGCAGCAGAACCAAAAUUCAAAAUCGAAUCCCUAGCCUUCCUGCCCCAACUGGUCCUCUCCACCAUCCUCAUCCCCCUCACCCUCGCCAAGAAGGAUCUACCCACCUCUCUGCUCGCGCAAACCUUUGCUUUCGUGACCUUCAACAAGGUCUGCACCAGUCAGUAUUUCCUCUGGUACCUGGUCCUUUUGCCGUUGUACCUCCCGCGGUCUUCGUUUUGGACGAGUAAGAGGAUGGGCUUGGUAGCGCUGGGUCUGUGGGUGCUCGGCCAGGGACUGUGGUUGCAGCAGGCGUAUGAGUUGGAGUUUUUGGGGCGGAGCACGUUCUUGCCUGGGCUGUGGAUGGCGAGUUUGGGAUUCUUUGUGGUGAACUGCUGGAUUUUGGGGGUGAUUGUUGGUGAUGGUGGGAGGUGACUGGGGUAGAGAUUGGUCGAUGAAUGAUGGGAAGACACCGAUUUGGUGAAUUGUAUAUAUUUGCGUCUAUCAGGUUGUCAACUGAUCAGGCAGCCAAGACUCAGCUGUUUAUAUGGAGAAGCCAAAGUUACACUGAAAUGCACCUGUGUUCGAUUCUA